Messenger RNA from Necator americanus (New World hookworm), 669 nucleotides. RefSeq lists its product as uncharacterized. The coding region runs from base 1 to 669 and encodes 222 amino acids. NCBI's taxonomy places the organism in Eukaryota, Metazoa, Nematoda, Chromadorea, Rhabditida, Ancylostomatidae. The record is from RefSeq and is a predicted model, not a curated record. The transcript is spliced from 3 exons.
AUGGGACGAUUGAUUUCAAUAGUGGUUACAUUUUUUAUUGUAUGGCGACUGUCAAAUUCUUCUCCAAUAUGUCGAUCAUGUACGAAACAUUGCUAUCAAAACGAUACAUCCGGCCCUAUGAAUAGCACCGAUACGGAUCUCCUAGACGAUAUUGAAACGAUCCAUAGACGUAAACGUGAGACGGAAGUGGAGUUUCGUGCAUGUUCACGAUUCCAGAUCGAAAUGUUGCUGAUACCGUUGUCGAUCGCUAUGAUACCCAUUAUAUUGUGCUCAUUAAUAAUGUGCACAUGUUGUUGUGGUCCGAAGGAAUCCAGAGGAAAAUUGCCGGAUGACUUCCUAUCUUCUUUCCCGAUGUCAAAGAAGCGAAGUCAAAUGAAUUCAGAAGAGAUGGAGCUGGAAUUUCGAGAUGGUUACGUGCAACGCAAGGACUCCACACGAACAAAAUUCUCCACCGUUGUAUCGUAUAUCGAAGCAAGACGAGAAAGCCUUUGGUCAGUGCGAACCGAGGGUGAAGGGUCCACAGCCGGUGAGGUGAAAGAGGAGAAAGAACAGCAGCCUAGCACAACUGUAGUGGAGCAGACACGAAAAAAUUCCUCCAUAGAUUCGAAACGAACACGAUUCAGCGACACAGUGUCAGUGAUUAGUGCUGAUUCACUGUGCCGACGGUGA